GCAGUGAAGAUAGUUCAUUGCCGUUACAGUCUACCGUGAAAUCAACAAUAAGCAUUAAUUAUCUAUUUAUAUUUGCGUACACUAUUCUGAAGGAAAUUUAUAUUCAAUAGAAGAUAAAGACACGUAUAUUAGAUAUUGGGCCGAAUACCCAGUAAAAAAAUAAGUGUCAAGUGCAAAGAAUUAAGUGAAGAGACUCAUUAUUAGCAAAGAGUUAAGUGUUCAGUGUAAAGCUUUUAAAUGUCGAGUGUAAAGUAUUAAGUCCAGAGACCCAUUAUUAGCAAAGAGUCCAGUGUUCAGUAUAAAGCUUUUAAGUGUCGAGUGUAAAGUAUUAAGUCCAGAGUGUUCAGUAUAAAGCUUUUAUGGGACAAGUGUAAGGAACCGAACCGCCUUUUCUGCCAGACUCUGCCAUGGCGCCUCGGAGAUACACGAGUGUGACUUUGAUCUUCCUUGUGUUUGCUGUUAUGUGUCUCUACGUCAACUUCCAGCUGACGAAUAACAACAUGGAACUCCCGCCGCCGGUAAGGGAAUUUCUGCAAGGCCAGAACCUCCUGCAGGGCAACACUCUACAGGACUUCGUGCCGACCCAGCGUGGAGGAGCAGAGAGCCUCCAGGCACUCCUCGAGGACGUGAACCACGACGCCGGCGCCGACGCGGAACAGAUCGACCAGGACCUGAAAGAUCUGAACUUUGAAGACGAUGAGAUGCCGCCGCUGCCCUUGGUGGAGGACCUCUCGGAGGCCGACGCCGAAGGAGUUAGCUUAGAGCCGACGGCCAGGAACGUCACGGCCCGCGACGCUCGGCUGCUCAUCGUCAGCGCUGUGCCCCUGUUCCAGGCGCGCGUCACGUCGUCCCUCGUCAAAACCCUGGGUGAACGCAACGGCUUCCGAGUGGUGAUGCCCCUCCUUCCGAUGCAGCCGAGGAUGGGUCUGUACCAGCGGGAUGCUCUCACCAAGUACAUCACGAGCGCGGCCGAGCAAGAACCGGUGGCCUUCGUCCGAAAUAUGUACUUCUUCGAUGUCACCAGGAUGGGAUUUGCUCGGCCAGUGUGGACAGCCAUAGUGCAGGAUCCCGUGGAGAGGCUGGUCAGCAUUUUCCUACACGCGAAGGAACAAGCAAAGCACCAAGACGCGGGGCACAAAGAGCGUGAUAUUUCGGGCCUGAGUUUAGAACAGUGUGUCAUCUCCCGCAAUUCCCUCUGUUGGUAUUCGAAGGGAGAACAGAGGACGCUUGCAGCUCUCCUUCUUCUGUGGUCAGCAUACCUUCUGCGAGGUAGUAGGCAGCCGCAGUGGACUCCAGAUGGCCAAGUACCAAGUGGAGCACCAGUUUAGCGUGGUAGGGGUCCUUGAAGAGCUUACCCUCACCUACGCUGUAUUGCAAGAGUACGUCCCGAGGUACUGGGGCAACGCUACGACUUCCAUGAUAAGGACUGUAGAACUGGGGAGAGAAGACCUAGAUAUCUCCAAUUAUCUCAAGGCAAUCCCCGAGAAAGUGCGCCAGUACCUGAGGGCGAUGCUGAGGGAGGAAAUCGACUUCUACCUCUUCGUCAGGCAGCGGUUGCAUCUGCAGGCAACUUCACUCGGGCUUACAAAACAGCUGUAUUGAGGGUCGGGAGAAGCUUCGCGUUUCAUGAGCUUUGUUUAUUUUUCUCGUGUGUGUGUAAAUUGAUCGUUUUAAUUAUUGCUGUUAUCAUUACUAUUAUUUUUUAUUAUUUCUGAGAAGUAAAACACUCUUCCGUGUAGAGACUAUGGUAGAAAA
Penaeus monodon (black tiger shrimp) is the source of this 1755-nucleotide messenger RNA. RefSeq lists its product as uncharacterized. The transcript is spliced from 8 exons. The coding region runs from base 408 to 1328 and encodes 306 amino acids. Gene Ontology annotation, cellular component: membrane. The record is from RefSeq and is a predicted model, not a curated record. Lineage: Eukaryota; Metazoa; Arthropoda; Malacostraca; Decapoda; Penaeidae. Gene Ontology annotation, molecular function: sulfotransferase activity.